AUGUCCUCUUCGAGUGAAGAAGAAAUAGAUGAACUUUUGAGAAAUAGAAUAAGACGACAGCCGAGGAAUUUUGAGGAAAGACGGCUUUUAGACGUAGAAAAUCCACGCGAAUUUCAACAGAAGUUUCGUCUCCCAGUCAAUGCAUCCGAACAUUUACUGGCAGCAGUGGGUCCGCAAUUGGAACACAGAACACGGUGCAACAGAGCGUUGACGGCGAGACAACAAUUGUUAGUAUUUCUCCACUUCCUUGGUACGAACUCGUUUUACCAUGUGAUGCAUUCGUGCCAUGGAAUUUCAACAUCAACGGUUUGGAAUGUCAUAGACCGCGUUACGCCAGCAAUACUAAGUUUACAGCGAGAACUUGUUUGUUGGCCCAAGCAGCCCCUUCGAAUCGCUUCAAAGUUUCAUGAUAUAGCUGGGUUUCCUUGUGUUGCUGGUUGCGUGGAUGGAACCCAUGUUCUGGUAAAUCCCCCGGCUGGUGAUGAAGAUGCAUACGUGAAUCAGCAUCAUACGAAAUCCCUCGAUGUGGCCAUGGUUUGCGGCCCAGAUUACUCAAUAUAUUUCUGUAGCAGCCGAUGUCCUGGGAGAUGGCAUGACUCGCGGGUUCUCAAAGAGAGUACUCUGUGGACUGCAUUUGAAGAAAAUGCUCAGAGGCCAUUCCCUGGAGCAGUAAUUCUAGGCGACUCUGCCUACUCGUGCAACAGCUGGCUGAUUCCUCCUUUCAGGGGAGAUGUAGAAGGCUUAAGAGUCAGAAGUAUGGAACGAGCUGCUAAACUUAUCCAGUGUGCAGCCAUACUACACAACAUUUGCAUACUAUUUAACAAUGAUGGUGCUGAUCUUUUGGAUGACGAAGAUUUGGAAAUUGAUGGAGGGGAGUCUGCCGAGCAAGACGAGGGGCAGGAGGACAGACGACAAGAGCUCUUGGCGCAUUUUCUUUGA
Pocillopora verrucosa is the source of this 939-nucleotide messenger RNA. The record is from RefSeq and is a predicted model, not a curated record. Lineage: Eukaryota; Metazoa; Cnidaria; Anthozoa; Scleractinia; Pocilloporidae.